Messenger RNA from Closterium sp. Yama58-4, 2262 nucleotides. NCBI's taxonomy places the organism in Eukaryota, Viridiplantae, Streptophyta, Zygnematophyceae, Desmidiales, Closteriaceae. The record is from the annotation of a GenBank genome assembly.
AUGGGUGCGUGCCUGGGCAAGCCAUUAGCGGACGGCGAUCAUCAAGGGGGGCGGGGUAAACACAAGGGUCGACACAAAAAUGCCGCACCGCCGGAAGAACCGGAGGAGUUGGUUUUCGCGAACGAGAAACCGCCGGAGAAAGGCAUCGCGGAGGCGCAAACGCAACAGCGGAACGGCAAAAUUGCGGAAGGAUCGAGCGCGGGCGGGGGAGGAGCAACAGGGGGAGGAAAUGGCGGGGGGGGCGCGUUCGGGGCAGGCGGUGGGGGAAGGGCGGGACUGAGCCCGUUCGAGGAUCCGCGGAACAAGGUGUUCGAGUCGCCCGCAAUGUCGGUCAUGGGCACUCCCGCCAUCCACCUGUCCAACUUCUCCCCCGCGCCCGCCACUUUCGACGGUCUCGCGGGGAGCAUUCUGCAGCAGGCGGCGGAAAAGGCGCGCGUGAGCAGGCUGCGCGACGACGAGCGCGGAAAGCAGAUGGGCGCGGCGGAGGGCUCCGCGGGAGGGGGGAACCAGAUCCCCGUAGGCGUGGUGGUCGGCGGAGGGGGCGGCGGAGGGUUCGGCGCAGGGAGCGCGGGGGCGGGGAGCAGCGGAGGGUCGGGGGAGGGGCAUGAGGGGAAGGAGUUGAAUAAGAAGUUCGGGUAUGCGCGGAACAUUAACGCUAAGUACGAGUUGGAACACGAGGUGGGGCGCGGGCACUUCGGGCACACAUGCGCGGCGACGGGGAAGAAGGGCGAGGUGAAGGGCGUGCAGUGCGCCAUCAAAGUCAUUCCCAAGGCCAAUAUGACAACGGUGAUAGCGGUGGAGGACGUGAAGAGGGAGGUGCGGUUGAUGCGAGCGCUGGGCCCGCAGGAGUUUGCAGUGCGUUUCUUUGAUGCCUAUGAGGACCAACUCAACGUGUACAUAGCCAUGGAGUUGUGUGAGGGAGGCGAGCUGCUCGAGCGCCUGCUGCAACGAGGAGGAAAGUACCCGGAGCACGAGGCGAGGGAGGUGAUGCGCCAGAUCCUCAACAUCAUUGCCUUCCUGCACCAGCAGGGCGUCGUGCACCGCGACUUAAAGCCCGAGAACUUCCUCUUCAAGUCGCGAGACGAAGGCUCGGCGCUACGAGCCAUCGACUUUGGUCUCUCCGACUUCGUCCGGCCGGACCAGAAGCUCAACGACAUCGUAGGCUCGGCGUACUACAUCGCCCCGGAGGUCCUCCACCGAGCCUACGGCACCGAAGCUGACGUGUGGUCCGUGGGAGUCAUAGCCUACAUCCUCCUGUCCGGAUCACGGCCCUUCUGGGCGCGCACGGAGUCGGGUAUUUUCCGCGCCGUGCUGCGCCUGGAGCCGAACCUGAUAGACGCGCCGUGGCCCGCGGUGUCGCAUGCCGGAAGGGACUUUGUGCACCGGCUGCUCACUAAGGACUACCGCCGCCGCCCCACUGCCGCCCAGGCACUGACGCACCCAUGGAUUCGCAGCAGCAGUGCGCGCAUCCCUCUGGACAUCGCCGUGUACAAGAGCCUGCGCGCCUUCUUCUCCUUCUCUCCGCUCCGCCGCGCUGGGCUCAAGGCGUUGGUGCCAACGCUGACGGAGGACGAGCUGGUGUAUCUGAGGGCGCAGUUUGGGUACAUGGACGUGGACGGGGACGGGCUCAUUGACUUCAACGACCUCAAAAACGCGAUGCAGCGCGUGGCAACAGACGCCAUGAGGGAGUCUCACACCAUCGACCUGCUCAAAACGUUGGAGCCAGCGCGCAUAUCGCGAAUGCCCUUCACCGACUUCUGUGCAGCGGCGCUGAAUGUGUUUCAGCUGGAGGCGCUGCCCAACUGGCCCGAGCGCGCGCGCGUGGCGUACCAGACGUUCGUGAGGGGGGGCAAGGCGCAUGUUACCAUCGAUGAGCUCGUCAAGGAGUUGGGCCAAGUGGAGUCCAUGGCCAACGCGGCCCUGCUGGACGAGUGGACCAACUUCGAUGGCACCGUCAGCUUCCUGGGCUUCACGCGCCUGGUGCACGGCCCCUCGCGCGCGCGCAAGCAGCGCCACGUGCGCGCCAAGCCCAAGCCGUCCGUGUCGCCCACUUCGUCGGGGAGAGUGAAGCACCCCCCUGGGGCCCCUGAGAUGAAGUCCAUUCCCGAGGAUGGCGGGGAGGGGAAGGCCGCGCAGGGGAUCCUACUCGCAGCAGCAGCAGCAGCAGCAGCUGCUGCAGCAGCAGCAGCAGCAGCAGCAGCAUGGGGGCAUUGGGGGAAGGGGGAAGGUCAGGGGGGAGUGCUUCUGGGGGGAACAGAUUAG